Xenia sp. Carnegie-2017 is the source of this 1666-nucleotide messenger RNA. RefSeq names its product putative L-amino-acid oxidase YobN. Gene Ontology annotation, biological process: amino acid catabolic process. The transcript has 4 exons. Lineage: Eukaryota; Metazoa; Cnidaria; Anthozoa; Malacalcyonacea; Xeniidae. Gene Ontology annotation, molecular function: polyamine oxidase activity; L-amino-acid oxidase activity. The record is from RefSeq and is a predicted model, not a curated record. Bases 38 to 1252 code for a protein of 404 amino acids.
GGCUGAGAAACAUUUUGACAAAUUUUGGCCAAACUGGAUGGAUGGAAUAAAUGAAUCAUUACGAAAAGACAUUUUGAAUAUUGGAAAAUACUACGACGAAACAACAAGUGUUGUCAGUGACCAGCUUUACACUUGGUUAUCAAAAGCAAAUAGUGUAGAUGAUCAAGUUAAUGCAUGGGAUCGUUGGAUUAAAAUUUGGAGUCGGUUCACGGUGGAAAAUUUUCUUGAAAGUACUAUCAAUGUAAUUAAAGCUAAAGUUUUUAUUCAAGAGCAGGAAGACUUGGAUUUAAUAAAGCUUGAAAGUCUUUUGCCAUGGUCUAGCGACGCCGUUCAAGGCUUUUCUGUAGUUUUCUAUGCGUAUGAUCUUGACCAAUCACUUGAACACUAUCUUUCUUUUCCAUUGGGAAAAUGGCAUUCUCCUGAAAUGCAUUGUUUGAAAGGUGGCAUGCACAGUUUGCCAAAAGCGUUUUUCAAUAGUGGAAUAUUAAAUACAGAUGACAUAGAAUACAAGAAGCAAGUAUAUGAAAUAAAUUACUGGUUUAAAGAUGAUUGCCCGCUCAACGAUUUUGUAGAGGUGUCUUGUUAUUCAAAUAGUGGUGCAUCAAUUGUUUAUAAAGGAAAGGCCGUAAUUGUUGCCACACCAACUAAUAUUUUGCGCCAAAUCACUUUCAAAUCAAAGCUUAACAAUAAUAAGUCCCAGUUGGCGACAAGAAAAAACCUUCAAGCUAUGAACCAUAUUCUUACCUUGCAUUCAUCAAAAAUCUUUCUUCAAACCAAAACAAGAUUCUGGGAAGAUGAAGGAAUCAAAGGUGGGUUUUCAAUUACAAACCUUCCCAUAGGUCAGGUUCAUUACGUCACCCCGGAAGACCCCUGCACAAAAGAAGGGCUUGUAAUGAUUUACGUAUGGACGAAGGAGGCUUUGCUUUUUGGCUCCAUGGAAGAAGAGCAAGUAAAACGAAAAGUAGUGGAACAACUCGCAGAAAUUCAUCCAACAUUAAAAGAAGAACUUGUAUCAAACUGUAUAAUUCAUCAUUGGUAUAGGCUGCCAUCUUAUCAAGGCGCGUGUGGAGCAAUGAAAACUGCUCAAUACGGCAACAUCAGGUAUUUAUGGGAGCCUAUGGGAAACGUUCAUUUCGCUGGUGAAGGAAUUUCCUUUACACAAAAGUGGAUACAAGGUGCUUUAGAAAGUGGUUUAAAAGCUGCAUAUCAAGUUUAUGAACGACAUAUGGAUAGAAACGGUCACCAUGUUUAAAUAGACACAAGAAUGUGACAAUUCCUUCAAUAAUUAUCUAUUUUUUCAAAUAUUUGCAUAAACUUUUUAACCAUUUUAAUAAUUGUCCCUCUGUUAGGAAUAAAUUACUUUUGACCUUCACCUCUCGCGGGAACUUAAGCCGUCAUGGUAUUACCUAAUUCCAACGAAUGGAGAGAAAAAGAAUUAUAACAAAUAGACCUAUUUACGCUUGUUUAAUUCUGAAGCUUAGGCCAUUUAGUAGCUAUGGCUAAAAUAAUAUUUUUGUUGUUUUAACAAUGAGAAACGUACUCUGCGCGAGCAAUUCCUUUUUUUUUAUCAUCAUAUUAGAUGUAAUGUGUCAUAUGAUAGAAAUAGCAUUAAUUUUUUAUUAUAAAGAUAUGAAAUACUUUUUGCAAUGAAUUUUUAACACCAACA